CCCGUGAUGGACAGGUGUCCACUGUGUACCCUGCCUUGCGCCCGCUGCUUGCCGGGAUAGGCUCCGGCUCUCCCGCGACCAUGAAUGGGAUGAAACGGGUAGAAAACGGAAGGUCGUUGGCCGGAGGCGGCUUCUGUUUCCUUAGCUGACCGCAUGAGCCAGCCAGCUGUGGAGUGGGGUUUGACAGCGGCGCAUGGAAACCGCGACGGGAAUAUCAAAUACCUACCAGCGCAACAGCAUCAGUACCAGCGCAUAUCGAAUUAUACAUUGCACUGUCCCGAAACUUGACUGGUGACCUCAACAUGUAAAAAGGAUCUUUUAUCCAGGAAUUCACUAGAAUGUCAGCGCUGAAGAAGGUGUUGCCUAGAAUUCUGCAGAAGCAUUGCUGUAUUUUACCUGACAGGAAUACAGGAUCACAAGAACAAAUUUUGGCUCCUAUCCAAAAAGAACUGACUCCUUUGCUUGCUGAAUCACAGUGUACACUGUGUGGUGAGCCCGAAGACCAGCAAUAUUCAUGGUCACCAUCUCAGCACUUCAAUGAGGACAGAUACUCUCCUACACCAAGGAACAUGAAGGGUUUAUCUGGCAGCCGAACACAGCCCCAGAUCACAUCAGGACACACUUGUGGCUUAGCGGAGUGCGAACAUUCUCAUGACCACCUUCAUCAUGGCCAAGAUUCUCGGCAAUCCUAUCUGCUCAGCCCUUCAGACAGCUGCCAAAUGGACCAUCACCGUUGUUCCCCGCGCAGCUCCAUCCACUCGGAAUGCAUGAUGAUUCCCACAAUAAUGGGCGACCACGUCUCCAGCAGCACUUUCCCCAGAAUGCACUACAGCUCUCAUUACGACACGAGGGACGACUGCGCCAUGUCGCACGCCAGCAGCAAAAUCAACCGCAUCCCAGCCAAUCUCUUAGAUCAGUUUGAAAAGCAGCUGCCUCUCCACAGGGAUGGCUUCCACACCUUGCAGUACCAGAGGACCUCCACAACCGAGCAGCGCAGUGAGAGCCCGGGCCGAAUACGCCACCUCGUCCACUCGGUGCAGAAGCUCUUCACAAAGUCCCACUCUUUGGAGGGGUCUUCCAAAAGCAACAUGAACGGGACGAAAGGAGACAGCAGGAGUGACAGCCAUCACCACAGCCACCACUCCAAACACAGCAAGAGGAGUAAAAGCAAGGAGAGGAAGCCAGACUCCAAGCACCGGUCAGGGAUGACAGGCUGGUGGAGCUCUGAUGACAAUCUGGACAGUGACAGCACUUAUAGGACACCCAGCGUCAUGAGUCGGCACCACGUUGACCACAUCACUCAUUGUUACCCCGAGUCUAUACAGGGCCACUUUGGAGACCUCACACUAAAGACUUCCAAAAGCAACAAUGACGUGAAGUGCUCUGCUUGUGAAGGGCUGGCCAUGGCCCCAGAGGGAAAGUUCAUGAAAAGGAGCUCAUGGUCCACCCUCACUGUCAGCCAAGCCAAGGAAGCAUAUCGGAAGUCCUCUCUAAAUUUGGAAAAGCCAAUGGUGCAUCAGGAUAUUAAAACCCCCUUGAGGCCAUGCCACUACCUACAGGUGCCUCAGGACGAGUGGGGAGGGUACCCAGGGAUUAACAAGGAUGAGGAAAUCCCUUGCAGGAGAAUGCGGAGUGGGAGUUAUAUCAAAGCCAUGGGAGAUGAUGAAAGUGGAGAAUCGGACACCAGCCCAAAAACAUCACCAAAGGCAGCCAUCCGCCCCGAUGCCCUUGUCAAAUCUGUGGUGCCGAGACCGCUUUUUGACCCCCAAAGUCAGAGCUACCACUUGCAAGCUGCAAGAGACAUGCAUCCCAGUGUCAGCCUGGAUCCGACAGCCAACUAUAACUCCCCCAAGUUUCGUUCCAGGAAUCAGAGCUACAUGAGAGCAGUCAGCACCCUCAGUCAGGCAAGCUGUGUUAGUCAGGUGAGUGAGACUGAGAUCAAUGGCCAGUUUGAAUCAGUUUGCGAGUCCGUUUUUAGUGAAGUAGAAUCCCAGGCUAUGGAUGCCUUGGACCUGCCUGGCUGUUUCCGCACUCGAAGCCACAGUUACCUGCGUGCUAUUCAGGCUGGUUAUUCCCAAGAUGACGACUGCAUUCCUUCAAUGACAUCUUCCACAGUCACCUCAACUAUCAGAUCCACAACAGGCGCCCGUAGCUUAGCUGGUGGGCGUAAAAUGUACGGAAUCCAGUUCCGACUUCCCUCUGCCUGUAAUCUGGAUCGGACGCCUCAGCAGCCUGCAGCUGUGACGUACACUCCCAGCUACAAAAAGACGCCUCCACCUGUCCCACCCAGGACAACUUCCAAGCCCCUCAUCUCGGUUACGGCGCAAAGCAGCACCGAAUCCACGCAAGACGCCUACCACGACAGCAGGCUCCCACGGGGAGGUCUGUGGCCCCAGGAUGGCAGGGGACUGUACAACUCCACAGACAGCCUCGACAGCACCAAAGCCGUCACCCUCGCCAUGGAAACAGCAGCUGGCAAGCGCCAUGCGUCCACCGAUAGCCACACAUCUGUCAUCACCUGCGACAAGGCCGUCCUGGUGUCCAAAGCAGAGGAAUAUCUGAAGAGCCGGCGGUCCUCCAUAGGGAUUCAGGUGGAAACAGCAACUGAUUCGGAAUCUGAAAGCAGAGGCCUUCGGGAAUAUCAUUCUGUCGGAGUGCAAGUGGAAGAUGAGAAGCGACACGGAAGAUUUAAGCGUUCCAACAGUGUCACCGCUGCCGUCCAGGCCGACCUGGAACUGGAGGGAUUCCCCGUCACCAUGGAGGAUAAGGGGCUUCAGUUUGGGGGGUCGUUUCAGCGCCAUUCUGAACCCAGCACACCUACACAAUAUGGUGCUGUACGGACUGUAAGAACGCAGGGCCUUUUCAGCUACAGAGAGGACUAUCGGACGCCCAUCGAGCCCCCCACCCCACAGCCGGAGCCGUGGCUGGUGGAGGCUGCUCACGAGGUGGGCGAAACAGGCCGGAUGUCACCUUGUCGGCGGGAUGGCAGCUGGUUUAUGCAGCUGCUACACGCCGAGACCAAGAGGAUGGAGGGCUGGUGCAAGGAGAUGGAGAGGGAGGCCGAGGAGAACGAUCUCUCAGAGGACAUCCUAGGUAAAAUCCGGAGUGCCGUAGGCAGUGCUCAGCUCCUUAUGUCUCAGAAAUUCCAGCAGUUUUACUGGCUGUGUCAGCAGAACCUGGAUCCCAGUGCAAUGCCCAGACCGACCUCUCAAGAUCUAGCAGGAUUCUGGGACCUUUUGCAGCUUUCCAUUGAUGAUGUCAGUAUGAAGUUUGACGAGCUACAGCAAAUCAAGAACAACGCCUGGAGACCCAUCGAAAGUCCAGAAAAGAAGGAAGAGAAGAAAUUGCCCCCUCCAGUACCAAAGAAGCCCCCAAAAGGUAAACCAGGUGUCACGCGAGAAAAGUCCCUGGAUCUUCCAGACAGACAGCGACAGGAAGCCAGAAGAAGACUGAUGGCAGCCAAGCGGGCAGCUUCCUUCAGGCAGAACUCUGCUACCGAGAGAGCUGACAGCAUCGAGAUUUACAUCCCAGAGGCCCAGACCAGACUUUAGGACAAAGGAUACAUCAGCAUUUCCCGUCUGUUAACCAUACUUUAUCAGUUCCAAACCUUGUCAUUGUAUGUACUGUAUAUCAGGUUUGUGUCAUUGUAUCCAGUGUAAUUGAGAAAUCGCAUUACUUUAGAAUACGUUCAGUUACCCAGAAAUAUACACAAUACGUAGCUGCUGGUUUUCUCCUUUCAAGGAGCAAAAUUGCACCUGCCUUUGAAAAGGGAAGUGAUACUUUUUUUUUUAGUUUAACGGCAGUACCUUUAAAAUUGUAAACAUCUGUUGUAGCUUUCCAGUGCUGAUUUAGAUUAAUCUACAGGGGUGUCUGCAUUUUUCAACAUUUUCAAAAUGAAUCACAAAGUGCAACUUUCUUAGAAUUCCACCAGCAACAGUGAUCUUGGGCUAAUGCGUAAGCGAAAUACGCAACCAGUUUGAGGUCUCAGUGGUAGCACAGAGGUGAUGACCCUGUUCACAGGUUUGAAAUCCGUUUUGACAGAAAUAUUUUGAUUUAUUGUUUGAUUGUUAUGAUUAUUGAUUUUAAAGCUUGUUUGACGGUGUCCUUCUAAGAAUACCAGGUCAAUCAAGUAAUACUUUUGAAAGUGCCAAUGCUUGAAAUACCUCAAUCGUGCAUGAUGUACUGUAGUUAAAAGCUGAGUGUGCAGUCAUCACUUCUGAGAUGUAGAUGGGCUACCUCUCUGUGAGCUAUGCUUUGUCAGUGUUGGAAAAUGUUGAAAAUAAUGGCUCUACACCCAACAGAUUUCUUUUAAGUAGACAGGCAUUUGUUCACACUGUUGUAUAGUGGGAACUGAAAAAAAGGCUGAAAUGUUAGGUUGACUUUCAGACAGCCAGUCACCCUCACCCACUUCAGUAUUUUCAACAUUUCUACGGGAUCGUGUAAAUUAUGAAACAUGCCAAUAAUAUUGUGCCAACUUAAAAAAAAAGGAUUAAAAGGAUUUUUUUUUUCUUUCCAACUUUUUAUGCAUUAGUCCGUUCCAGAAACUAAGCAUUAUAUUUUUAGAAAGCAAUGAUUUCUGGUCAAGGUCAUAAACUGCUUAGUUCUGGAAGUCAAAUGUACAAUACAGAAUAGUGCAUUUUUGCAACUAAGAAUUUUCAUGUGUGUAUUUCCAAGGGAAAUGUAGGUUAUGACGAUCACUAAAUAGCAUGGCAAUUGAAUUGCAAGGGUACAUAUGAAGGAUUUUCUUUUUCCAUUGUGCAGUCAAACAUCAUUCCCCAAGACCCUGCAUUUGUAGCAUAUAAAUAAUUAGACAUAUAUUAAAUUGCUCGAAUAUUUUCUUAAAAAAUUGUUUGGACGUUUCUCUGUAUCACCCUUUAUUUAAUGAGUGUCUUCUUGCAACAUCUGAUAGGCAAGGGUGCAUCUUAUCCAUUAUGGCAAUCUGGCGACUAUUCAAGAAACAUUGGGCACAAGGACGGACAGGGUACAUAUUAGCCCAUUACAAAACAUAUUUAAUUUAGAUGAUACAGUACACGCCUACAUUUAAACGUAUUUGUUAUUUUGUGCAAUUUGGAUUUUCGUAUUUGCACCACUCUAGCCCGUGAAAAUGAUUUCUCUGGCUCUGUCGGACUGAUUAACGCAUCACAUAAAAAUGUCAGAAUCAAACAGGUGUCAGAUCGAAACAGGUGCUAAAAAAGGAAAGAGAAAACCAAGUGUAGCAGAUUAGAUGGUUUCUGUUUGAUAGAAACUGGAGGGAGAAAAGGAAUUUUGAAUUUUAUUUAAAUGGAAAGAAAAUUAAACAAUGCAAAGCACAUAGUAUUUUUUAAUCAUCUAUUUUGAUCAUUGAGCAAGGAAUGUAUGAUUUAUUGUCAGUGGCAUUUAGAACAGUGUUCUGUAAUGUUAAAAAUAGCAAGUCUUAGUACUGAUUAACUGCACCACACUAAACUUGUUCGUUAAUCCAGGCCAUACCAGACAGCUGCAGGGUACAUAUACUGUACGCACACUCCCAAGAGUAAGGGAAAAAAUCGAUUCAGCUUACUGUGCCACAGGGACCGAUACCGGGCAUAUGCCCACUGAAAAUUAGUUCUGUCCGCCAUGUGUUUAAAGUUUGUCAAAGUUGUGUUCACUUUGUAUGUAUGUUGCAAAGAUGAGGGAAAGUUGAAAUCAGUGUCUGUGUUCAAGAAGAAAAACUGAAAUAAAUUCAAAAGGUUACUUAAAAGAUAUUUUGCAGUCUAUAACAGUUCAAUUAAUUUCAAUCCUGACUAUAUUUAUUUAAAUUGACAUUCUGUCUACAUUGUAAAAUAGAAGUUACACAGUAAUAAGAGUGUAGUCAUGGUAUUAAUAACAGGUAGCUAUCCUGGGAUCACAAAUGUAAUUAUUUUAUAAACUUACAUCCUGGCUCCAUAUACUGUAUAUUGCUGUGCAAAAGUCUUGGAUACCUUCAACAGUUACUGUACAAUAUACGUAUGUCAUAAGAAUCAACAAUGUAUUCAGAGUUUUCAACCAUCUACUACUAAUUACUAAUAGAAUUAACAGCUUAGUUUGGAUGAGAAGAGGAACAUUUCAUGGAAGAAGUCUUCAUUCACAUUAAUUGGAAUCUUCAACGCUUGAUCACAAUAAAUCAAGUACAACUCUGCACUUGAGCUGCCAAUAUGUAGUGUUGUAGUUGUCUGUCACAUUUACCAUCAAAUCUCAUUGACUUAUUGACAGGCGUUCCUCAUCAUUAACACCAUUUAUACUUAUACUUUCUAUAAAAUCUCUCUAUACUUCCAAAAAAUCAAAAAGUUUAUUUUGGAUUACAAUAUACAUACAAAAUUUCAGUACAAAAUCACCAUUAAAUAGUGCAUAAAGAAGGAAAAUAUCAAGUGGAAUGAGCCAAACCACGCAACAUUUCUGAGAGGUUUGCACAGCAGUAAAUGUUUCACUUUUUGAGUGGUGAUAGCAUUAGCUUGAGCUUUUGGCACCUUUCAAGACUCACAGACUACACAUACUGUAUACAGUACAGUAUUUUAUGCAUAUAUGAUUCUUUUAUCUGAAUAUAAUGCCUUUAAAGGGGAACUGCAGUCCCAAUUUCUCAGAUCGCUUAUUAAAUCUUGGUAACAAAACAAAUUAAUUGAUAGAAUCACAAAAUUUUACCAAUUUUGAAUUAAGAUUAAAAUCGGAGACUAUGUGAAAGUACUGUCUGAUUGCCAUGUUGUUGCAGGCAGACAAGAAACCGCCGGUCUUGCCAAGGGUGAGGGUGAGAUUUGUGCGAAUUGUGACGUGAAAGCAACCCUUCCUGCUCACUAGUCACUGUGAGCAAAUGAGAAACAUGGGCUCCUAACAAUGUUAAUUAUUUUGAGUGUAUUUUAGUUGGAUAGCAGGUUGAUCUUUUUUUUGCAAUACUUAAAAAGGUAUUUCAAAAACAUGCCACCUUACAUGAGCAAGUUUCAUGUAAUUUACAAUGUAAGUUUCAUGAAAACAUUUACUAUUAAUUUCAUAGCAUUUUUACAAUGUAAUACGGCCUCUUUCACGUCACCAGAGGUUUUUUGUUCCUCAUUCUGAAUUGCAGAUAAUGACAGCAAUAUGGCGCAAUGCAUACAUUGAAACUUGGUGUCUUUUGUGAUGUAAAUUUAGCUGUUGUACACGUUACUGUGUACUUCGUAGUUUCAUUGUGGUUUGAAAUCCAUUCCUUAUUGCGGAUUCAUUAUAACCCUGAAAUGUAAAAAUAGCAUUGCAGUUCCCCUUUAAACUGAAUUAUCAUUUAUGUGUUUAGAGCUAUUUCAUGAUCUAUUUAGAAUUAGUACAAACAUUUUGUUGAAUAUUAUAUGUAUGUAAUGCAUUUAAUACACUCUUUCUACAGUGUAACUAUAGUAAUCUGUAGUUUUUAAGUGCAUUUGACAUUUAUAAAUAUCACCAUUUUCAGUUAUAUGACUAGUACCCAUGCAGUGCUUUCUCUAAAUUUUGCAUUUGUGUUGAACCAGUUUUUAGUUAUCGUCAGUGAAAAAUCUUCGUAAAUAAUCUCUUACUAGGCGAUUUUAGAAGGAGACCCAAUAAAUGCAUUUUAUCUGAAGGUAUAUAAAUACUGUAAUUUAGUUUGGAGUUGAUGUUUUACAUUUUUCAGGCAAUAUGAAUCAUAUUUUAUGUUAAUAAAGCUGUAUCUGUUUAAUUCUUAAGUUUUUAAGAUGGUGUUUAGAUAGUGUAACCUCUUUUUCCUAUUCCAGACUACUGUGGUCUGAGUACCAAACUUUAAUUAUUAAUUUGAUUUUUCUUGAAUUUUGUAUUGGGAUUUUGUUUUUUUAGUCCUUUACAUAUAAGUGGUUCAAAAGAUAGACAGAGGUUGUGUUUGGACUAAUAGUUUGUGAAAAGGUGAAGUUAUUUUUUACAAAAGGCAGCAAUGCUCUGUAGAUUGUUGGACUGUGUAUUGCUGAGAAUUUCUUUCAUGAAGAAAGAUUAGUGGUUUGUGAUCCGCAUGGUUUUCUUUAAUGAUGUCAUGUUCACACAGUAAACUAAACAACAGGGUACGUCAAUGCUAGAAUACAUGGCCCAGGAAACCAGUAAUAGUUUUGUCAAUGCUGGUAUUUGUACAUAAAAAAAUUCAGUUUAUAGUGCAUAAGCCUUGGACCUACGAUAUGCUUGCAGAAAGAACAAAUAGCCAGAACUCUUGUAACCUACCAUUCAUAAACAGUCACAUGUUCUCUGUUGUUAUUCAUAUAGUUGGUGUGAAAUCUUUAGAUUUUGCAUCAGUAGAGCUGAUUCAAGAUUACAGUUUUGCAUCAUUUAUCCACGGUUUUGAACUAAAGGUUGAUGAUGGGAUAUUGAAUAGAAUAUAUAAAUAGGACAGAUUACCAUUUGUCAAACUGAGAGACAUGAAUUUUUGAAAGUCCUUAUCUUUACCCAGGCUUAAAAAAUAUACAGUAUCAAUCAUUACAAUUUUAUCUAACAUGAUUCCUUUGAGUUUAAAUUCUUAAAAAGGGGAUGUUUUAACACAGGCAGUCUCAAAGAAAGUCAACCUCUCUUUGUAAAUGAACCUCGAUAGAUUUAUUGUGCCAUACAGCCUUAAACAAAUUUUGAAGAAAAAUUGCACAUGAAUGUACAGCCUAUUCAGUUGCAAAAAAUAAUCUAUAUACAGUAUAUAAAAUCAAUAAAAGCUUUUGUGAGCAUAAACAAAAUUUCACCUUUUGUUUUUCUGACCCAUGUUCUAGGGGAAAGUGAGAAUGUAUGCCUUAUAAGUAUGGCAUGGAAGAAUAUUUAAAAUGCAAGUUUUCCAAAUGUAGAAAUUGUGAAAACUAGAGUGAAAUUUGUUACGUUAUCAAAAGAUAUAAUCAACGACUGUUCCACAGGUUUAUUUAACUGGUGCUCCAAAAAGCUUUUAAAAUGAAAAAAUAUGU
Lepisosteus oculatus (spotted gar) is the source of this 8867-nucleotide messenger RNA. The record is from RefSeq and is a predicted model, not a curated record. Lineage: Eukaryota; Metazoa; Chordata; Actinopteri; Semionotiformes; Lepisosteidae.